CGCCAUUGUUUUAGGUCAGCCCUCAAAGAACUCACACAAAGCACCAAACGCCAAGAACAAACAUCUCCUUCCAUUUCUCCAAAAGCAACCUCCAAAUUUCCAUAACUAUGAUUCUCAGAAGUGCUUCCACUCCCCUUCUCAAUUCAUGGUUACACCAUUCAAGAGAUUCAUCUCUAGAGCCUGAGAUUGUGCACCAAAUCCCCAAAUCGCGUUCCAUUCUCCUCUCUGGCUCACCCAGUUGCUUAUCUCCGAUAAUCGAUGAUUCCCCCCGGAGGAUUACUCGAACGCUUUCUGAGACGGAUCUUCGGGACCUGUCCAUGUCUAAGAUGAAACCUUUUACCAGAACUCUGAGUGGGUUUACUGAGGUGGUUGAAGAGACAGAUGCGGUUGGGUUUAGCCGCUCCAAAACGGCGUCGUUGAGCUGUGGGUCAAUUUCUGAAACUGGGGAUGGGGAUGGGGGUGGUGGGUUUGUUAGUGUUCUGGUUGGUGGUGGAGUAGGUGGUAGUGGUGGAAGGAUCCAUGGUGGUGGAGGAUCUGAUGGUGGCGAUGAUGGGAGUUUGGGGUUUGGAGAUUCAAAUCAUGGGAAUGAGAGUACGGAUUUGUACUAUCAAAAAAUGAUCGAGGCAAAUCCUGGGAAUUCAAUGCUUUUGAGCAAUUAUGCUCGUUUCUUGAAAGAGGUACGCGGGGAUCUUGUGAAAGCUCAAGAGUAUUGUGGGAGAGCAAUUUUGAGCAAUCCUGGCGAUGGUAAUGUCUUGUCCAUGUACGCCGAUCUGAUAUGGGAAACUCAAAAGGACUCUCCAAGGGCCGAGAGUUAUUUUAAUCAAGCUGUUAAAGCUGCCCCUGAAGACUGUUAUGUUCUAGCAUCUUAUGCACGGUUCCUUUGGGAUGCUGAAGAAGAAGAAGAAGAAGAAGUGGGAGAAGAAAGCUUUAGAGAAAAACCAGCAACGAGCUUCUUCCAAGGAGUUCACCCCCCACCUCCUCUUGCUGCUGCUUCUUAGUUCUUAAGACUCAUCCUGGCUUCAUAUCUUUUGUAUCAUAGCUUCAGAGAUAACAUCUCUUGACCCUGUUUAUAUUCUCUUCUUGGCCUUAGUAUUAGUAUUCUUUUUUUGUGCAGUAGUGAGUUGUAUCGUCCAAAGAUAUUGAAUUUCUCCCUACGGAAUGAAAGUUGUAGAAAGAAGAUAAGAUAUAUUUUAGCUUAAUAUUUAGAGAGUA
Messenger RNA from Benincasa hispida (wax gourd), 1212 nucleotides. RefSeq names its product Tetratricopeptide repeat (TPR)-like superfamily protein. The record is from RefSeq and is a predicted model, not a curated record. Gene Ontology annotation, molecular function: protein binding. NCBI's taxonomy places the organism in Eukaryota, Viridiplantae, Streptophyta, Magnoliopsida, Cucurbitales, Cucurbitaceae.